Diospyros lotus (date-plum) is the source of this 1085-nucleotide messenger RNA. Its product is annotated as jacalin-related lectin 19. The coding region runs from base 153 to 710 and encodes 185 amino acids. Lineage: Eukaryota; Viridiplantae; Streptophyta; Magnoliopsida; Ericales; Ebenaceae. The transcript is spliced from 3 exons. Gene Ontology annotation, molecular function: carbohydrate binding. The record is from RefSeq and is a predicted model, not a curated record.
AUCAAAUUUAUAUACCCUACUUUCCUUUUCUUUCUUCUCUGCAUAUAUAACCACAACUUGCAGACUAAAAAAACCCUAGCUUUUGCCCCACAUAUUGCUUCAUCUUCUCAUUCCCAUCGGAGCUUCUACUACCUUUCCUAAUCGCCCAGAGUAUGGCCAUGGUCAUGGGGGGCGAGAUGGAUCAAGCUGGGGAGAAAAGGAUGAACAUCGUUGUCGGCCCGUGGGGAGGAGGCGGUGGAACCUAUUGGGACGAUGGCAAUUACAGUGGGGUGAGAGAGAUCAGAUUGGUUUAUGGCGAUUGCAUCGACUUGAUCCAAGUGGUGUACGAUAAGAAUGGUAAGCCUGUUUCGGCAGAACAACACGGAGGUGUUGGAGGAACUCAGAAGGCUGAGAUUAAGCUGCAGUUCCCUCGUGAGUUCUUGACAAGUGUGAGCGGUCACUAUUGUCCGGUGGUGUAUGGAGGUAGUCCUGUGAUCCGAUCACUCGUGUUCAAGAGUAAUCAGAAAACCUACGGGCCUUUUGGAGUUGAAGAAGGGGUUCCGUUUUCGUUUUCAACAGAAGGAGGUGUGGUCACCGGCUUCAGGGGGAGGAGUGGCUGGUACCUAGAUGCCAUCGGCUUCAGUUUAUCUCAUCAUAUCCGAGCAACAAAUCUCUACAAAAAGGUUCAAAAGCAGCUUAAGAAGUUAGUCAGCACCAAAUCCAGAUCUUAAGGGCUCAAAGAUGACAAUGGAAACCAGCCGGCAUCUAAGGUUAAUGCCUAGUGAAAAAUUGAUCUAAAAGGUUGCCAGUAUUGUACGAGAACAGGGAGGUUAUGUCAGCAGUAUUGUAUGGGAACAGUGUCUAUACGGCUAAAAAUAAUUACCAAAGGAUGAGUAUCAAGUAGAACUAGGGUGGCUAAAGAAUUGAUGUAAUGGUCAGCCAAAAAAAAAAAAGAAAAAAAAAAAGAAUUGAUGUAAGACCUCGAUUUAAUGGCCUAAAAUCUCUAUUGCCAGAAAUAUUAGAAUAAAGAUUUCAGUCUGAAACUUCACAUUAUGAUUAGAGGAAAUAGUAAAUCUCAAAUAAAACAAACAAAUGUUCGUUUCAUA